AUGUACGGGGAGCCUGCUGUGAGCCAGACAGUGAGCCACGAACAGUGGGAGAUCCAAGGAGCCAACCAAGAUCCCCAGGCCCCGGGAGGUUACAGGGGGGGACCGGCGGCGAAAUGGAAGGAAUUUCUCCCGCCUGGCCACCUCCAGCGCCCCUCACGGGCCAAACCCCACCCUUGGCGGGCUGGGGCGAGAGAGCACGGGCCGCCGCCCUCGGGGGCUGAGUCGGAGCUAGCCGGUCCCGCCGGGAAUCCGGUCCCUGCCCUCGCCCGCGCCCCCCACCUCCCGGUUUCCAAGCGGGACUCCGAGCGCGACCCCAGCCCCACCCCGGCGCAGACCCCACCGCCCCCGGGCCUCUCCCAGGGUCCCCCCAGCGGCCCCCCCCGCGACCCCCUCACCUGGCCUCUCCGGCCCCGCCUUCCGGAGAGGGCCUCGGCGGCGGUGGGGUCCCCCAUCGCCGGGCUGCUGGGGGUCGCGGGGGGCCCCCACGGUGACGCCGCCGCCGCCGCCACCUCGCGCUCCUGCGGCCGCGCCGCCGCGGCCCCGCGCCCCCCGCCCCCGGGGAGCCCCCCCCCCCCCAGUUCCGGCCGCGGCCGCGCCCCCCGCCCCCUCAGCCCGCAGCCGCCCGCGCCGCUGUCCCAGCCCCGGGCGCGCCUCCCCCGGCGGGCGGGCGGGCGGGGACCGUGA
Molecule: messenger RNA, 684 nt
Organism: Phacochoerus africanus (Common warthog)
Lineage: Eukaryota; Metazoa; Chordata; Mammalia; Artiodactyla; Suidae
Product: proline-rich protein 2-like
Exons: 2
Coding region: 1-684 (227 amino acids)
Source: RefSeq, a predicted model, not a curated record